Molecule: messenger RNA, 1252 nt
Organism: Tricharina praecox
Lineage: Eukaryota; Fungi; Ascomycota; Pezizomycetes; Pezizales; Pyronemataceae
Exons: 2
Coding region: 130-1242 (370 amino acids)
Source: RefSeq, a predicted model, not a curated record
ACGAUAGCUUUUAUCCUUCGGCUGCCGUUCGUUUUGGCGGCCGAUGGAGGGGACGAUUUCAGCAACAACCUCUUCUCUGAUCUCGCACCACUCUUGGCACUAUUCGGCGAACAGUUCACCAAGCAGUCCAUGAGCCAGUCCAUGUACUGGGAGGAAAACGUCAUAUUUGCGAUGGCCCCCCUGGGCAUCAUUACGGCGAUUGUAAGCGCUAUCAGGGUUGGCGGGCCCACUUGGAUGAAGGCGGUGAUAGGGCGUGCUAGGGAAGGGAAAGGUGUCGCCGAGAUCGAGUUGAUGUCUUCUACGAGUCACGAUGUCACGGAGCUGUGGAAAGGGGACGGAAUUGUUAGGGUUCUGGGAUCGUCUCCAAUCAUCGAGCUGUUUUAUCGCGAGCCUACGGAUAAUGGAUCCACAAGCCAAACGGAGGGAGAUAAGCUUUUGUCAAACGGCGAAACGGCGAUUUGCGAUCCCUCUGGGAUAUACGACUUCGAAACUGCGAAGACCGCCGGCGUUUUAUCGAAUGAUAAAACCCCGAGCCCGGAGAGCGAAGAUGGACACCACAAUCAGGUAGCGCCGAAUAUCGCGUUGACCAUCAGUGGUCGGAAAGUCUCUCGCUUAGAAACGAGGCUCAUUGCAGUGGUGGGCACCUUGUUGCAGCUUGCAGUCAUAAUCUUUGCCGGCUUCGGUGUACUCUAUUCGCCAUGGAACGAAAGAUUCGGCAAGGAUAAUGAACCGGUUCAACCAUAUGCAUUUCCCUUAUUGUGUGUUGGUACUGCGACUUUGGUCUUGGGGAUGUUUUUAUGUUCCCACAUAGUCGAGCGGAGUACAACCGAAACCACCUGGAACAUCGAGGAGCCAAAAGAGGGGCAGGUCAAAGUGGCAUGGCUCCAGAAAGGGGGGAGCGUCAGCGAUCAGCACUUCGAUUCGUACCUGAUACAGCGCGAAGAGAAAGCCUCGAACUCUCGACAGUCGCUGAACGCCGAUCUUUCACACAAGAUCUUCACAUCUCACAGAGGGAAGGAGAAACAACUGGCUACCCUGACGUGCAUUCUCCAGUUCUUUGCACUGAGGGGCCUCAACUGGUCGGCUACGAUUGCACAGUUGCUAGCAACCGCAGUAAUGACGUUUUUGAGAGCUGUUAUACGUCGAAAAAUGGUCUAUGACAUUAAACCUGAGCUUAUCGCGAGGGGAUAUGAGCUAGAUAUGGCAGCAAAGAAGAUUACAGGGUGCGGAUUGAUUGAUUGAUUGAUUGAUU